Molecule: messenger RNA, 1179 nt
Organism: Seriola dumerili (greater amberjack)
Lineage: Eukaryota; Metazoa; Chordata; Actinopteri; Carangiformes; Carangidae
Gene: ghrhr2
Product: vasoactive intestinal polypeptide receptor 1-like
Exons: 13
Coding region: 1-1179 (392 amino acids)
Biological process (GO): cell surface receptor signaling pathway; adenylate cyclase-modulating G protein-coupled receptor signaling pathway
Cellular component (GO): plasma membrane
Molecular function (GO): G protein-coupled peptide receptor activity; peptide hormone binding
Source: RefSeq, a predicted model, not a curated record
AUGGACUUCAGCCUGACUGCUGCCGUCUGCACGGUGAUCAUCACAACAUGCAUGGUCAGUUCAACACAUCCAGAUUGUUCCAUCGUUCUUCAUCUGCUGAAGAAAGAAAAUGAGUGUAAAGUCCAAAUGGAGACAGACGCUGCAUCACUCAGUUCAAGCAGUAAUAAAACUGCAGGUUGUGUGGUGGAGUGGGAUGGAGUGAGCUGCUGGCCGGCUGCGUCUGAAGAUGAGGUCGUCUCUGUCCACUGUCCCCUGCCGCUGAUGAAACCUGAAACUCCUCCAGUUCUCAUCAGCAGGAAGUGCACAGUCCGAGGGUGGAGCAAACCAAACCUGCCGUAUUACAAAGCCUGUUACUCUGACGCUUAUGAGCAGGAUGAAGACGUGAGGAAAGAGAAAAAUUACUUUGAGACUGUGAAGCUGAUCUACAGCGUUGGUUACGGUGUCUCUCUGGCUGCUCUCCUCAUCGCCGCUCUGCUCUUCUGCUGCCUCAGGAAGCUGCUCUGCGCUCGCAACUACAUCCACCUCAACCUGUUCGUCUCCUUCAUGCUCAGGAGUCUCGCCGUGUUCAUCAAGGAUGACGUGUUGUUUGCAGACGAAAGCACGGACCACUGCACGGUGUCCACACUCCGGUGUCAAGCAGCAGUGACGUUCUUCCACUUCUGCGUUGUGUCUAACUUCUGGUGGCUGCUGGUGGAGGCUCUGUACCUGCAGACUGUGCUGCUGCUCGUCUUCACUCAGACCAGGAAGCUGCUCUGGAUCUACGCCGUCAUCGGCUGGGGUGCUCCCACGGUCACUGUUGUGAUCUGGGCUCUGCUGAAAAAACAGCUCGAGGAUGAGGGCUGCUGGGACGACCUGGAGAGCCGUCUGUGGUGGAUAAUAAAGAUUCCCAUCCUGCUCUCCAUCUGUUUCAACUUCCUGAUCUUCCUGAACAUCAGCAGGAUCAUCGUUCAGAAGACCAAGGCCACACAUGUGAAUCCAAGUGAGACACAUCUGUACAGGAGGCUCCGUCGCUCCACCCUCCUCCUCAUCCCUCUGUUUGGGCUUCACUACGUGCUGUUUGCCCUGUUCCCGGAUCAUGUUGGUGUGGGACCCCGACUCUACCUGGAGUUAGUUUUAGGCUCCUUCCAGGGUUUUAUUGUUGCUGUGUUGUACUGUUUCCUGAACGGAGAGGAGACGUGA